AAAGAGGACCAAUCAGAUUCCUCCAUAUCCGGAAAUAAUACCAACCCUAACUUUCAAACUUUGGCGGCGGUGAAUUACACACGUAGAAAAAAAUGGAGACCAGUCUGUCCAGACUUCUUGUUGGACUCUCUGUAAAAAUCAGCCGCAGUGAUGGUCGAGUGCACCUGGCCACGGUGAAGUCUGUGGAUGCCGCCAAGUCCACGGUUAUGGUUGAAUGGGAUGAAAGAAAGAUCACCCGUGGAAAGGAGGUUGAAGUGAAUGAGUUAUGCAUUCUCAAUCCAGAGCUUUUGGACCAUAUAAAGGCUGUCGCCAACCAUACUACUGAUCCACCCCUUCCUGCUCCAGACAAGAAGUUUGAGGGUCGACUGCGCUCAUCCAGGAUUCCUGCCCCUUUCUCCUUUGUCAGUCGAUCUCAGACGAGGCAGACGUGUAUGUUCCAGCCCCCGGCCCCUGUUCCUGCACCAGUCUCCACCUCUGAGUCUCCACAGGCAAACCUGGAGGUGGUCCAACCCGAAGCCCCCUCUUCAUCAGUCCUCACAAACUCUGCGCUUCCGAAUCAGCAGCGUAAAAAGAAUGAGGCCAAACCAGCACAGUCGCUGCCUUUUGUCCGAGAGACCGUGAAGGAGAAUGAUGAACCCAAGAGAAUGCCUCCUCCUCCAGCCAGAGGCAGAAGAAAAUCUGUGGCUCCCCAAGAACUAAACAAAGGCAAUAAAAGGCUGUCUUGUGUUGUACAGCCUGCCGACAUUCAGCUCAAGAGGGGAAAGUUUGGAGAGGCAACUCGACCAAACCAGAAGUUCUAUGAGAUGAUCCAAGACUUCAGAGAGACCUUGGAAAUAACUCCCUUAACCACUACUGACCACAUUGAACCUCACAGGAUCAGCGUGUGCGUUCGCAAGCGGCCCCUAAACAAACAAGAGAUUAAUAAAAAGGAGAUAGAUGUGGUGUCUGUGCCUGGAAAUGGUUCUCUGCUGGUCCAUGAGCCAAAACAGAAGGUGGACCUCACCAAGUACUUGGACAACCAAAUCUUCCACUUUGACUACUCCUUUAAUGAGAUGGCCACCAACGACCUUGUCUACAAGUUCACAGCCAAACCUUUGGUGCAGUCUGUUUUCGAAGGUGGUAUGGCAACAUGUUUUGCCUAUGGCCAGACUGGAAGUGGAAAAACUCACACAAUGGGAGGUGAUUUCGCAGGGAGGCAGCAGAACAGCGCUAAAGGAAUCUACGCCUUGGCAGCCCACGAUGUCUUCACCUAUCUGAACCACAGGAGGUAUGCUAACCUGGAUCUCUCUGCUUAUGUCAGCUUCUUUGAGAUCUACAACGGAAAAGUGUACGACCUGCUGAAUAAGAAGGCCAAGCUCCGUGUUCUGGAGGAUGACAGGCAGCUGGUUCAGGUGGUGGGCCUGGAGGAGGUCUACGUGUCCACUGCAGAAGAGGUCAUCAAGAUGAUCCAGCUGGGCAGUGCAUGCAGAACAUCAGGCCAGACCUCCGCCAACGCCAACUCGUCCCGCUCUCAUGCCAUCCUUCAGAUUGUCCUGCGGCGCAAUGACCGUGCCACCACGCUGCAUGGCAAAUUUUCACUGGUUGAUUUGGCUGGCAAUGAGCGCGGCACUGACGUCAGUAGCAACGACCGCAGCACUUUAGUGGAGACGGCCGAGAUCAAUCGCAGCCUGCUGGCUCUAAAGGAGUGUAUUCGUUCACUGGGAAUGAACAGCGAUCACAUUCCUUUCCGAAUGAGUACUUUGACCAAAGUCCUCAGGGAUUCCUUCGUUGGUGAAAAGUCCAGGACCUGCAUGAUUGCUAUGGUGUCUCCAGGCAUGACCUCAUGUGAAUACACGAUGAACACACUACGCUAUGCUGACAGGGUGAAGGAACUAAAAGGCAACACCAAGUCCAAUGGAGCAGCAAAGGCACAAGAGUCUAUAGAUAGCUCCACAGAGGAGGAAUCUGUUGAGGAUACCACUGUGUUUGAUGCCAUAACCCAGGUGGCAGAGCUGGAGGAGAAGGUUUAUGCACAGUUCCAGAGGGGCAACGAACUCUGCAAUGCAAUGGGUAAAACCUCUUACAAUAUUGAGGAAGGUCUGCCUGACCUGGUGGAUCAUGCAAAGGCAUUACUUGACACGGUUAUGGCUUUGCAGACAGCGGUGAACCAGGCAAGGCAAAGCUUCUGAGGAAAAAGACCCACCGACCCACUCACAAAAUGUUUUUAUUGUAAACGUCUGUUUUGAACCAGUUUGUUGAUUUUUAUGUGUUAAUGGCUAUAUUAGAUAAGUAAAAAUGUAUUUUAACACUAUCCCAUUAAAAAUGUUCAAAAUCUUGUAA
Centropristis striata (black sea bass) is the source of this 2319-nucleotide messenger RNA. Its product is annotated as kinesin-like protein KIF2C. The coding region runs from base 93 to 2168 and encodes 691 amino acids. Gene Ontology annotation, biological process: microtubule-based movement. Gene Ontology annotation, molecular function: ATP binding; microtubule motor activity; microtubule binding. Lineage: Eukaryota; Metazoa; Chordata; Actinopteri; Perciformes; Serranidae. The record is from RefSeq and is a predicted model, not a curated record. The transcript has 22 exons.